Molecule: messenger RNA, 1299 nt
Organism: Megachile rotundata (alfalfa leafcutting bee)
Lineage: Eukaryota; Metazoa; Arthropoda; Insecta; Hymenoptera; Megachilidae
Source: RefSeq, a predicted model, not a curated record
UUAACUUGAUGAUACUUGAAAAUCAUUUAGUCGUUAAAAUUGUAGUCGUUUUAAGUAUUGGACGAUUUAUUUCAAGUGGAACACGAAAUAUAUUUAAACGAAUAUGUAUAAGCGGGUUUGUUGAUAUUUUAGGAUCUAUAUUUAACCAUUCCGCGUAAAUCGCUUCGAUUGUGUGUUGUAUGUUUAGUGUGUUAUGUGAAUGUACCGCGAAACAUCAGUGAAGUCAAAAUGUGUUGAGAUGGUAGUCAUCUACGCCGGGUCAACACGUCGCCCGCGAUGAAACGUCAACGUAUAGUGCUGCGUUAUUUUCCUUCUUAGAAUUUAUUUUACAAAUGACACGGGACAAUGAUGCGCUCGAAGAUCCAGAUAAUAAAAUACUUAAUAUUUCUGUUGAUCUUGGUACUAAUACAGAGCGCGGUAUGCAAUGGAAACUUUAGGAUAAAUAGGAAUGUACCUGAACAGAUUAAUGGAAUCGCAAAAAAAGAUAACGCACAUAAUGCAUCGGACGGACAAAAAAUUCAGCAACAACAUGCGACAACGAUUCCCGAGGAUAAUAAAACGGUAGACGAUACAUCUUUGAAACCAGAUAUUAAUAAGACAACACAGGUUACAGGAUUGCAAAACGAGCAUGUGGGUGAAGGACAUUCAAUUUCUUUAAAUGUUGGAGCUCUGAAGCGUGGUUUUUACGUGUUUGUGGGGCUAAGUGUUCUUGUCAUGGCCUAUAUCGUGUUCCGUAGCUUUAGACUAAGUAAAACGCGUGCCCAGAUGGUCAGAAAGUAUGGUGUGCUUACACAUAGACAAGAUGUUGAAAUGCGACCAUUACCAUUAAGUGAGGAAGAUGAUGAGGACACUACUGUUUUUGAUGCCAGUAAUGUUCUGACAAAUAAUGUUCAGCAUCAAAAUUUAUAAGAUAAAUUUUUGUUUAGACAAGAAGCUUACUACAGAAUUUACAAAAUCAAAGUUUAGUCAGUCAACAGACUUGACUAAUACAUUUUUUGUUUAUUUUUUCACAUGAAACUUGCUUGUUUGCAUUUAUCAAAUUCCAAUAUCAAGUAUGAUGAUUCAAAGAUGCACUUAUCUUUAUAAAUGAUGCUUUUGAAGAGAUGUUUUUACGACACUUCUCUAGUUUCUUGAUAUAAGUGAGUAAUGAAGAAGAAACUUAAAUACCCAUUGCUUAUAAAUGAAUAAAUGAUGAGUAUCUAUAUCUACUCUUAUACAGACUAUAUUUUAAGUAAACUGUGUUGUUAUAAUUGAAAUUAUACAAAUACAGAUUGUCUCUAUUUUAUUUAAUGCUACAUG